UUCGACACUAUAUAAAAUUACUUUUAUUAAUAUUUGUGCAUCAGAAAUUUUAAAAAUAUUGAUUUUCACUUUUAUAUUUUUCUUUCAGCUAUGUCACCUGUUAACCCUUUUACUUCGAUAGCCAACUCAGCAUUGACCGGUGGUAGUACCACUCCUGGUCCACAGACACCUGGAGUAGAGUCCAACGACGAACUCCGCACUGCCUCAAAUUCAUCUUGUCAAUCACCUCAACCUCAACCAUCUUCCUCAACAGCCACGUCGACGUCCAAUUCCUCAUCUUCCACCAACAGCCAAAGUAAACCACCAUAUUCCUACGUAGCGCUAAUAACGAUGGCAAUCCAGAGCAGUCAUUUGAAAAAAGCAACACUCUCAGAAAUAUAUCAGUACAUCACUUCGAAGUUUCCUUACUUCGAACGAAACAAAAGAGGAUGGCAGAAUUCCAUUAGACAUAAUUUAAGUCUAAAUGAAUGUUUUAUUAAGGUACCCAGAGAAGGUGGCGGUGAACGAAAAGGUAACUAUUGGACGCUUGAUCCUCAGUACGAAGAUAUGUUCGAGAACGGUAAUUACAGAAGACGAAGAAGAAUGAAGCGACCUUAUCGGUCUGCCCAACCUUAUCCAAAAGCCUUUUUCGGGGACACCCUUAGCCAGCACGGAUUACCGUUACCUAGAAAUAUAUUUACCCCACCUACGUAUCCCCCUGCUUAUUCCAGAUACGAUAAUUGGCUUGGCCAAACUCAACUAGCCUCUUAUACCACUUGCAAUACAGCAGCAUAUCCUCAGCAAGGAUAUCCUUCCCCCGCAGCUUUUAGUACGUGUAGCGUACGACAGGACGCCGCAACCAGAUACCCUCCUCCGUACUGGCCUCCCGAGGGAGAUUAUUCUCCAGGACCGCACGGAUCUCCUCCGACGGAUACCCAAUUGAUGCUGCAGUGGUGA
Molecule: messenger RNA, 936 nt
Organism: Diabrotica balteata
Lineage: Eukaryota; Metazoa; Arthropoda; Insecta; Coleoptera; Chrysomelidae
Source: the annotation of a GenBank genome assembly